Messenger RNA from Aspergillus niger, 888 nucleotides. RefSeq lists its product as uncharacterized. NCBI's taxonomy places the organism in Eukaryota, Fungi, Ascomycota, Eurotiomycetes, Eurotiales, Aspergillaceae. Bases 1 to 888 code for a protein of 295 amino acids. The transcript has 2 exons. The record is from RefSeq and is a predicted model, not a curated record.
AUGACUGUAAAUGAUAUCAACUAUGCCCAGAAUCUCAUAUACACCCAUAAAUCCCCCCUAAUUCCCCACCCGCGCGACCCCACCACGCAGAUCCAAAACUGGGACACUCUUUCCGCGCUCGACAUCCCCUUCCUCAGCGCAUCACUAUCCUACAUCCAUGCGCAUGGACACCUCCCGCCACGCUUACGCUCCAAGGAGGAUUUGAACGAUGUGGCCGAGUCCGGGGUGUCAGAGGAGGUUGUUUCUCGGAUGAGGGAGGUGGUUAGGGGGCGAGUACCUUCCUACUUUCUGGAGGAUAAUACCAACUCUGUUUCUGGGGAUGGUGUCAGGACAAUCGUCUUUCUGGAGGGUUUCCUGUUAUUCGCACCCCCGAAGGAGGAAGAUCCGCGGCAUGGGUUGAGGGAUGUGCAGGAGAAGAUGGACGUGAGGUUGUUUUUGCCGGCGAGGUAUGACAAUGUGAAGGAGAGGAGGGAGGGGAGGAGUGGGUAUGUGACUAUUGGGCCGGCGCCGGUGCAGCAGGGUGGUGGUGGUGGUACGGAGUUGCCGCAGAGAGGGUCAGUGGAGGUGGAUUUGGAGGAGGAGGAUGAUCGGCCGCCGCAGAGUUUCUGGGAGGAUCCGCCGGGAUAUGUUGAUGAUAUUGUGUGGCCUAAUUAUGUGCAGGAUCAUGCGUGGUUGUUGUUGCCGGAGGGGGAAGAAGGGUCGGCUCAGACGGCAUGGAAGGAUGCGGACACGCAGGAGCUGGUCAGGUUGGUGGGACAGGGAGUGAAUCUCAGAUUGGAUACAGGUGUAACGGUGGCUCCUGGACAAGGAAAGGCGUCCAUGACAGACAUCCUCGAGUGGGCUGUCGAGGAAGUACUCAAGCAUAUUGCGGAAACAGAAGGACAAUGA